AUGGAAUCCCCUCAACACAGCAUAAAUACGUUCGAGCGUUGUGAUAUGAAUGGUAACUCAAAAGCAAGUGUCGUGCGCUACGAAAAGCGUCUUGAGGUCACGACUCAUGAUAGAUGCACAACAUACAUCGAUUGGGUGUUCGAUGACGAAAGAGGAAAUGGAAAUGCACAUAUGGCAGAGCCUUCUCUAUUCGAUAUUCGAGAAAUUUUCCACUCGAGAUGGAACUCGCAACUUUCGUUGCUGCCUUUGAUCAUGCUCUCCAGAACGGACUACUCAUCUCUCGAGAUCUGCCAGGCACUUGGACUUCUCAAGGAUGUUACAGACGUCGGUCGAACAAUAUCCGAGGCAGAAUACAUUGACAAUGCAAAUAUGACCGACGAGUCUUGCAUCGCAUAUUGCAGCUCCAAGAAUCUCAAUUAUGCCGGAACAGAGUAUUCUUCAGAAUGUUAUUGUGGUAAUAGUCUUGCAGCUGGAGCUGGACCUGCGCCAGCUUCAGAUUGUAGCAUGACAUGUCCUGGGAAUGUUACCGAGUUUUGCGGUGGUCCUAAUAGGCUAAGUCUGUUCUGGAAUGGAAAGAUCCCGCCUCAAACUAACCCUGGGUCCGGACUCUGGAAGUUCUCUGGAUGCUACACAGAAGGUCAGGGAGGCCGGCUUUUGCCAUAUCAAGUUACACCUACUGGUGGUGCUUCUACCAUGACCGUCGAAUUAUGCACAUCGGCAUGUCAAACAGGGGGUUACUCAUUAGCUGGAGUCGAAUAUGCGGAUGAAUGCUGGUGUGGAAAUCAAUUAUCGAACGGUGGAACUCUUGCACCAGAGGGUAUUAGUGGUUGUGCACAAUUAUGUGCCGGCAACUCGUCUGAAUAUUGUGGUGGCACAAAUAGGCUCGAUGUAUACGACUUCAAUAACACUACUAUUGUGACAGCACCGUCCACUACGAUCACGACAGGAGCAACACCUUCUUCCACGAAUCUUUCAUCAAUUCAACAGACGGUUGGUGUAUAUACCUAUAUUGGAUGCCAGACUGAGGCUACGGGUGCGCGAGCAUUUGCUUCUAAAGCUUCUGAUGCUAACAAUAUGACACUCGAGUUAUGUGAAGCGAGCUGCAUUGGGUAUACGUAUUUUGGAACAGAGUAUGGCCGAGAAUGCUAUUGUGGAAACGUCUUUUCCGCCGGGUCUGUGUCGGCUCCAAAUACAGAUUGUAGCUUUCCCUGUGCAGGAAAUAGCUCCGAAUUCUGCGGUGCUAGUGGGAGAUUGACCGUCUACCAGCUCAAUACCACAUUGAGCUCCACCAACCCUCCACCAGCGCCAAUCUCCUCUGUGACAGAUCUACCUAGUGGAUGGGUUUAUAGUGGCUGCUGGAUCGAUGGAGCACAAGGUCGCAUCCUUAUAUAUCAGCAACCAAACAACCAAAAUCUCACUAUUGAGUCUUGCGUAGCGGCCUGUGUUGGUCUUGGCUACCAAGUCGCGGGCAUGGAGUAUAGCUCUGAAUGUUUUUGUGACAACUUUAUUGAAAACGGAGGAGCUCUUGCCACCUCACCGGCUGACUGUAACAUGCCAUGCAGUGGCAAUUCGAGCGAAACAUGUGGCGCGGGGAAUCGAUUAUCUGUCUACUCUUUGGGCAAAGUGCAAACUUCUCAACCAGCAUCUGUUCAGAACAGAGAUUUACAAGGUGAUUGGAAUUAUCAAGGAUGUCUCAAAGAUAAUGUAGGAGGGAUUAGGACUUUUCCAUAUCAGAUCAUUAGUGCAAAUAAUACCGCAACGAAUUGUCUUUCGCAGUGCCACACAUUUGGAUAUAAUGCAGCCGGCCUUGAGUGUGGCUCUCAGUGCUGCUGUGUUUGUAUACCAUUAAUGACAUCUCAAAUGGUUACGGGCAAAGUGACAUUUGUCGAGAAAUUUGGAACGGGCGAGCCAAACCCAACGGGAGCAUACGAAUUAGAUCUCUCAGCCAUCAACAAUUUUACCCUGGCAUGGAGACCUAUGCAUGUCAAAACCGAUGUGUUUUGCUCUGCGGGGCUCAUCUUGCCAGAUAUUGUGGGAAGACAAAUUGAUGUGGGAGGUUGGUCUGCUGAAUCAACUUAUGGUGUUCCAACUGCACCUGCUUCACCAAGUUUAGAACUACUCCCUCCAACAGGCGCCCCAGUUUUCAAUCUAGAUUUCCUCGCUCGUACAGAUCCCAACAAUCUAUACCCAUUUCUCGCUGUCAUUUCAUCCGGCAUCUUCGUGGCAUAUUAUAAUGAAGCACGAAUUCUCGAUGAAGUCACGUUCGAGACCAUCUGA
This is a messenger RNA of Sclerotinia borealis F-4128, 2277 nucleotides long. The record is from the annotation of a GenBank genome assembly. Lineage: Eukaryota; Fungi; Ascomycota; Leotiomycetes; Helotiales; Sclerotiniaceae.